GGGCCUGGCGGGGCGCAGGGGUGCAGGGCCGAGGGCAGAGAGGGGGCCGAGGCCGCCGGCGGGAGGGACUGGGCCCCAGUGGGAGCGGAGCCGGAGCGGAAGCCGCAGUCGGGGCGGCGGGAGCGGCGGGAGCAGGGCGGGCGGGGCUCCAUGGCGCCAAAGGCGUCCGCCUGAGCAGCGCGGGCAGCAGUGGCGGCGGCGGCCGGAUCGGGCCACGACUCCUCCCGGCCAUGGGCGACGUGCUGUCCACGCACCUGGACGACGCCCGGCGCCAGCACAUCGCAGAAAAAACCGGGAAGAUUCUGACGGAGUUCCUCCAGUUCUAUGAAGACCAGUAUGGCGUGGCUCUCUUCAAUAGCAUGCGCCACGAGAUCGAGGGCACGGGGCUGCCGCAGGCCCAGCUGCUCUGGCGCAAGGUGCCACUGGACGAGCGCAUCAUUUUCUCGGGGAACCUCUUCCAGUACCAGGAGGACAGCAAGAAGUGGAGGAACCGCUUCAGCCUCGUGCCCCACAACUACGGGCUGGUGCUCUACGACAACAAAGUGGCCUAUGAGCGGCAGGUCCCACCACGAGCUGUCAUCAACAGUGCAGGCUACAAAAUCCUCACUUCCGUGGACCAAUACCUGGAGCUUGUUGGCAACUCCUUACCAGGGACCACAGCGAAGUCGGGCAGCGCACCCAUCCUCAAGUGCCCCACACAGUUCCCGCUCAUCCUCUGGCAUCCUUACGCGCGUCACUACUAUUUCUGCAUGAUGACAGAAGCCGAGCAGGACAAGUGGCAGGCUGUGCUGCAGGACUGCAUCCGGCACUGCAACAAUGGAAUCCCCGAGGACUCCAAGGUGGAGGGCCCCGCAUUCACAGAUGCCAUCCGCAUGUACCGCCAGUCCAAGGAGCUGUAUGGCACCUGGGAGAUGCUGUGUGGGAAUGAGGUGCAGAUCCUGAGCAACCUGGUGAUGGAGGAGCUGGGCCCCGAGCUGAAGGCAGAGCUCGCCCCGCGGCUGAAGGGGAAACCACAGGAGCGGCAGCGGCAGUGGAUCCAGAUCUCGGACGCCGUGUACCGCAUGGUAUACGAACAGGCUAAGGCACGCUUUGAGGAGGUGCUAGCCAAGGUGCAGCAGGCACGGCCGGCCAUGAAGGCCGUCAUCCGCACAGACAUGGACCAAAUCAUCACCUCCAAGGAGCACCUUGCCAGCAAGAUCCGAGCCUUCAUCCUCCCCAAGGCAGAGGUGUGCGUCCGGAACCACGUCCAGCCCUACAUCACGUCCAUCUUGGAGGCCCUGAUGGUGCCCACCAGCCAGGGCUUCACUGAAGUGCGGGACGUCUUCUUCAAGGAGGUCACGGACAUGAACCUGAACGUCAUCAAUGAGGGUGGCAUUGACAAGCUGGGAGAGUACAUGGAGAAGCUGUCCCGGCUGGCGUUCCACCCCCUGAAGAUGCACAGCUGCUACGAGAAGAUGGAGUCACUGCGUCUGGACGGGCUGCAGCAGCGGUUCGAUGUGUCCAGCACGUCGGUGUUCAAGCAGCGAGCCCAGAUCCACAUGCGGGAGCAAAUGGACAAUGCUGUGUAUACCUUCGAGACCCUCCUGCACCAGGAGCUGGGGAAGGGGCCCACCAAGGAGGAGCUGUGCAAGUCCAUCCAGCGGGUCCUGGAGCGGGUGCUGAAGAAAUAUGACUAUGACAGCAGCUCCGUGCGGAAGAAGUUCUUCCGGGAGGCGCUGCUGCAGAUCAGCAUCCCGUUCCUGCUCAAGAAGCUGGCCCCCACCUGCAAGUCGGAGCUGCCCCGGUUCCAGGAGCUGAUCUUCGAGGACUUUGCCAGGUUCAUCCUGGUGGAGAACACGUACGAGGAGGUGGUGCUGCAGACUGUCAUGAAGGACAUCCUGCAGGCUGUGAAGGAGGCCGCAGUGCAGAGGAAGCACAACCUGUACCGGGACAGCAUGGUCAUGCACAACAGCGACCCCAACCUGCACCUGCUGGCCGAGGGCGCCCCCAUCGACUGGAGUGAGGAGUACAGCAACAGUAGUGGGGGCGGCAGCCCCAGCCCGAGCUCCCCGGAGGCAGCCACCCUCUCGGAAAAACGACGGCGCGCCAAGCAGGUGGUCUCCGUGGUCCAGGAUGAGGAGGCAGGGAUGCCCUUCGAGGCUGGCCCUGAGUCACCAUCACCCACGUCCCCGGACAGUGUCACCGAGAUCCGAGGCCUGCUGGCCCAAGGUCUGCGGGCUGAGAGUCCCCCGCCGGCCAGCCCCCUGCCCAACGGGGCCCCCGCCAGGGAGAGUCCCCAGCCCGAGGCUGCUCCCGAGGCCUCCUCGCCACCUGACUCACCCCUCCAGCAUCUCUUGCCUGGAAAGGCUGUGGACUUUGGGCCCCCCAAGCCCAGUGACCAGGAGACCGGAGAGCAGGUAUCCAGCCCCGGCAGCCACCCUGCCCUCCACACCACCACCGAGGACAGUGCAGGGGUGCAGACUGAGUUCUAGGCCCGUGGGUCCCAGGCUGCUGCACACCGCACCGGCCACUCCCUUCGGGGCCCAGGCAGGUCUGGCUCUGGGGAGGGCACCCUGGUCUGUGCCUUGUGGGUAGAGGUAGGACAGGGCAGUGUGGCACCGCCAGGGGUCGGGAGGAGCGGGCCUGCCUGAGUCACUUUAUUGGGUUCAGCCAACACUUUAUUGCUCCCUGUUUCCUCUUCUAUGGGAUGAUCUCAAACGCAGGGGCUGGUUUUGGGGUUUUCCUGCUUGUGCCGAGGGCUGGACACUGCUAGGAGGCUGGAAAGCCCCUCCUUUCCUGUCUCGUGGCCUCUGUCCCCUUGUGGGUGCUGCAAAGCCCCUC
Molecule: messenger RNA, 2820 nt
Organism: Cebus imitator (Panamanian white-faced capuchin)
Lineage: Eukaryota; Metazoa; Chordata; Mammalia; Primates; Cebidae
Gene: NIBAN2
Product: niban apoptosis regulator 2
Exons: 14
Coding region: 231-2471 (746 amino acids)
Source: RefSeq, a predicted model, not a curated record